CUUGUAAAUAUCCUUCUCUUUCCAUACUUUUUUUGUAAUUGAUAAUAUUCAAAUAAUGAAUUUUUCAACUAUUCUUAAAUUGGCUUACGUAUUGGUUUUUGCUUCGGCUUUGCAUCUUCCAAACAUUGAUAAAAGGUCAAACUCAACAACUAGUCCUUUUAGUGUUGGAUUUUCUUUGAAAAGAGGGUCCAAUCAUCAACUGAUUAGUACUGAGACUGGUGCUAAGGCUAAAUUGGUUUUCAAUCAUGGUGUAACUAAAAAGGAUGGAACUGCUUCAGUUACUAUUGAAAACGAAAAAACUUUUUAUUUGGUAGAUGUUGAAGUUGGUUCGAAUAAAGAUAAAAAUCAAGUUCUCAUUGAUACUGGUUCCUCUGAUUUAUGGGUGGUUGCUUCUGACGCUAAUUGUCAAGGUGUUGACUGUAAAAAUUAUGGUACUUUUGAUGAAUCUUCUUCUUCUUCUUAUAAAGAUUUGAAUGAAAAUUUCAAAAUUUCUUAUGGUGAUGGUAGUGGUGCUAGUGGUAAUUGGGCUACUGAUGAUGUUACCGUUGGUGAUGUUGAAGUUAGUGCUUUGCAAUUUGCUGUUGCUACUCAAUCAAGUUCUGAUAUUGGUGUUUUAGGUAUUGCUACUAAAAAUGUAGAAUCUUCUGAUUCUUCUUAUAAUAAUCUUCCUUAUGCUUUACAAAAGCAAGGUAAAAUUGAUAAAGUUGCUUAUUCUUUAUACUUAAAUUCCAAAUCUGCUGCUUCUGGUACUUUAUUAUUUGGUGGUAUUGAUCAUGCUAAAUACUCUGGUUCUUUAGUCAAAUUCCCUUAUUCUGGUUAUGGUUUCAACAUUCAAUUAAAUUCAAUUGACUAUAAUGGUGAUUCAAACUCUUUCAAUGAUAAAGUUUUAUUAGAUUCUGGUACUACUUUGACCUAUUUACCUCAAGAUAUCGUUGAUUCCAUUGGUAAAGCUUUAAAUGGUUCUUGGGAUAGUUCUGCCGGUAUCUAUACCAUUGACUGUGAUCAACCAGAUGAUAAAUACAUCGAAUAUAAAUUCAAUGGAUUAACAAUUAAAGUUCCUUUAAGUGAUUUGGUCUUCGACUUUGAUUCUUCCUCCUCUUGUGCUUUGGGUUAUAUCGCCACAAGUAACACCUACAUCUUGGGGGAUAACUUUUUGAGAAAUGCUUAUGUUUACUACGAUCUCGAUGAUACCUCCAUUUCUUUGGCCCAAGUUGUCUUCACCGAUAGUACCGAUAUCGAAACCUUUAUUAACAAAAUGUCCCAUCAAUACCACUUUAACGUUCAAAUGUCCUGUUCUGGAUGCUCAGGUGCUGUCAACAGAGUCUUGACUAAGUUAGAUGGAGUUUCAGACAUCAAGAUCUCUUUGGAAGACCAAACUGUUGACGUUACCACUAGCGAUUCUCUUGAUUAUGAUACUGUUUAUAAUACCAUUUCUAAAACUGGUAAGAAGGUAAUUGAUGGUAAGGUUGUUCAAUAGACUCUUAAAACUACAUAUAUUGCCAAAAAUGAUUCAUCUAUUCAUCUAUACUACGGAUUUCCACUAUUUCUCUUAUAUAAUUAUCUCUUAAAUCACUUUUAAUGAAUACACUUUC
Hyphopichia burtonii NRRL Y-1933 is the source of this 1592-nucleotide messenger RNA. It is a transcript of the gene ATX1, whose product is annotated as copper metallochaperone. The transcript has 2 exons. Gene Ontology annotation, molecular function: aspartic-type endopeptidase activity; metal ion binding. NCBI's taxonomy places the organism in Eukaryota, Fungi, Ascomycota, Pichiomycetes, Serinales, Debaryomycetaceae. The coding region runs from base 56 to 1477 and encodes 473 amino acids. The record is from RefSeq and is a predicted model, not a curated record. Gene Ontology annotation, biological process: proteolysis.